UGUCCCAUCUUCCCCAACCUAACUAUAUAUGAUUUGGUAUGUAUUUUACAAUUUAGUUCUCGGGAUAUAUAAACACACACUUAACCCGCCCCGUAUUAGAUGAAAAAAACACAACACUCGCAAAGUUAAUAUCCGAUAUGAAAGCAUCCAGCCACAACAAUAUGAACUAAGCCGUUGAAAAAUUAAUAAAGAAUCACGUAAACAUGUGCCAUGCGAGACUCAAGUUUCAGGUGACUGAAAGCGGAUUAGAGAAAGGGUGGGACUCAUGUCUUCCAUCCAAGCGUAUAUUAGCGAAGCGCGUAUCUGUUGUGAACAUUCCGAAUGUUGUGAACCGUUUUACGAAGACUGAAAAAAACAAAACUGUCUUACGAAAACUGAAAAACUCAAAACAAGCAUUUUAAUGUAAUCCACAAUGCUAGUCGUUGCGCUUUUGUGCCAACUGCAAUCGCGCAUGUUUUGCAACCGAUUUCGCUUCAUUGUCAUUAUCAGCUUUGUACAUUGGUCAGCAGAUACAUUUAAAGUUGGAGAUGCAGAGCGAACUUGUCAAAAACUAUCAGUCAGUGAGGCGAAUGAUAGAAUAGAGGAAACAGUUGAUCACUGUAAUAAGUUCUUCAAGAGUUAUAUAACUUCUAUUCCCUACGUUGGGUGCCCUAGGUCUUCGAACACAUUGGGGGCAUUCGAUUGUUGCGUUAAAAGAAUAAAUGCAGAAGAAUUGAAAGAAUACACUGAAAUCGAAAGGUUUAACGUCGAAUACAAUUACAUCACUCGCAUCGAAAGCCGAAUCUUUUACUUCAAUACAAAAUUGAGAACCAUUCUGUUAAACCACAACAAUAUACAUACAGUAGACGAUGGCGCUUUCGAAGGUUUGAGCAACCUUACGCUGUUAGACUUGGCUGGAAAUAACAUUACCUGGCUACCAGACGGCAUAUUUAAACCUACAGUAAACCUGGACACACUAAACUUAAGUGAUAACCAACUCGUAAGGAUCGACGUCACUUACAUGACCACACUCUCGGUGCUUAACCUAGCGGGGAAUAACCUGGCAGAGUGGACGGCAGAUCAUGAAAACAUGCUGAGUUUGAGACUACGAGGAAAUAAACUCACACGAUGGAAAAGAUUAAACAUGCCAAACAUACAAAAGCUGGACCUUAGUAACAAUGAAAUUACAACAGUGGACUACGAUGCAUUCAUCCAAUGCAGGCAACUAAUGGAUCUAAACUUAAGCAGGAACUAUCUCACCACGAUGGACAAAAACAUCGUAUUUGAAUUAUGCCAAUUAGUGUCGUUUGACAUUCGAAUGAAUAAGUUAACAAAGCCACACCCCGAAUGGUUCGAGAACGUGGUCAACAAUGGAGAGUUAGCAGGCUCUGUUACGUCAUUAGCGCUUACAACGGGCAACGACUGGCAAUGCAACCAAGAAUUGAAACAUUUUCAAUCGUUCUUGGAGUACCUACAGACAGAACCACUCAUCAAAAUACAAAGAUGGCACACAAAGUUUCGAAUAGACUGUAAUAGCCAACAUGAAGGGAAAUCACUUAUGGAAGUUGACUUGCAUUGUCAAUAUACACUUCAAACCGCCUGCAGUAAGAACUAUUCUCACCACUUCUGUGGUGGUUCCCCUAUACCCUUAACUGCACCAUCCAUCAACCGAAGUCUCCCCCACCCCUACAUAGCUGGAGGCAGCACUGUUUUGCUUUUUUUUGCUGCAGCCGUAAUAUUUGUAUUAUACCAUAUUAAGCGUUCAAAAAUUCCAAAACACAACGGUGAACUUGAAGAUUAUGUUCCAACAUAUGAAGAAAUACAACCCCCAAAUAACGGGCGAGCAGACUUAGUUAUAAGAACUGAGGGUUACUGCACAAAAACUUGGUGAAAUGUUAAUCUUAGUGCUACCACCUUUCAAUCAUAUUUUCAGCAACUUUAUUUUCAAUGCAUAUCUGUGCUCUAUGUUUUAUAUGUAUAAUUUUCCCACUGUGAUGCUGUGUAUAAUAUGAUACAGAUGUAAUGGACAACACUUAAGAUUUUAAUAAUUUUUAUAUAACUGCCAACUUUUUUUUAUAUUAAUAUUUUUACUUUAUUUUUUUAUUACAGCAAAUCAUUUUUAAUUCUUAUUGAUAUUUUUUUACAUUAUUUAAAGCACUUAAAUCUUUAACAUUAAACAAGAGCUUCAGAAUGAAUUUUUGUUCAGCAAUAAACUGUAAAAACUGU
This is a messenger RNA of Ciona intestinalis (vase tunicate), 2205 nucleotides long. RefSeq lists its product as uncharacterized. Lineage: Eukaryota; Metazoa; Chordata; Ascidiacea; Phlebobranchia; Cionidae. Gene Ontology annotation, cellular component: plasma membrane. Gene Ontology annotation, molecular function: protein binding. The record is from RefSeq and is a predicted model, not a curated record.